Molecule: messenger RNA, 1612 nt
Organism: Habropoda laboriosa
Lineage: Eukaryota; Metazoa; Arthropoda; Insecta; Hymenoptera; Apidae
Gene: Cda4
Exons: 9
Coding region: 145-1605 (486 amino acids)
Biological process (GO): carbohydrate metabolic process
Cellular component (GO): extracellular region
Molecular function (GO): chitin binding
Source: RefSeq, a predicted model, not a curated record
CUUUCACCCAGUGGUCCGUCGAUGACGAGUGUGUUCGCGCACCACGAGCCAGAGAAACGAGACAGAUUCGUCUAUUUGCCGCGAGUGCAGUGAAAAUUCGUAAAAAAAUUCCUAAGGGACUGCAGAAACGUUCGUCAACGAAGAAUGACACCGAAGAGGAGUCGAUUGCUGCUCUGUGUGCUCGCGUUAACCGUCCCCACAGUUUAUGCACAGAAAAAUGGAAAAAAAGAGGAAGAAAGAAAAGAUGAAGAAUUUAGAUGUCCUGAAGGUCAAGGCAAUGGUAAUUUUGCAGAUCCAGCAACAUGCAGAAGAUUUUAUCAGUGUGUCGAUGGCUAUCCAUAUCUAAACAGGUGUCCAUCUGGAUUACAUUUUGAUGACAUUAGUAAAUUUUGCACUUUCAAAAAUGAAGCUCGAUGUGGACCUAUUGCUACAACUCCACCACCUGUUACUGAACCACCAACUGAUUUAGCAGAAAAGUGUGAUCUAGCAAACUGUCAAUUACCCUACUGCUUUUGUUCAAGGGAUGGUACAAUAAUUCCUGGUGGUCUUCAUCCUGAUGAAACCCCACAAAUGAUAAUAAUGACAUUUGAUGGAGCAAUAAAUCACAAUAAUUUUGAUCAUUAUCAAAAAAUAUUUGCCACUGACAGAUUAAAUCCAAAUAACUGCCCCUUGAAAGGUACCUUCUUUAUUUCCCAUGAAUAUUGUAAUUAUAAUAUGGUUCAAAGCUUAGCACAUGAUGGACAUGAAAUCGCCACUGAAACUAUAUCUUUGCAAAAGGGGUUGGAAGAUAAAGGUUAUGAGGAAUGGGUUGGAGAAAUGAUAGGAAUGCGAGAGAUACUUAAGCAUUUUAGUAAUAUCUCAACAAGUGAAAUUGUGGGUAUGAGAGCACCAUAUUUAAAGCCAGGUCGAAAUACUCAGUACAAAGUGCUGGAAGAUUUUGGCUAUAUAUAUGACAGUAGUAUCGGAAUCUCUCCAUUAAAAGUACCAAUUUGGCCAUAUACUCUUGAUUACAAAAUUCCACAUGAAUGUAAAGCAGGCACAUGUCCUACAAAAACAUUCCCAGGUGUAUGGGAAUUACCAUUAAAUGCUCAUUAUGUUGAAAGCUAUGAAGGAGGGCAUUGUCCAUAUUUGGACCAAUGUGUGCUUCACAAUCAUGAUCCUGAAGAAGUUUUUGACUGGUUGCAAGAAGACUUUAAUCGUUACUAUGAACAAAAUAGAGCACCAUACAUGAUGCCUUUCCAUACUAAUUGGUUCCAGAUAAAGGAACUUGAACGUGGUCUGUCCAAGUUUCUUGACUGGGCAGUAACAUUACCUGAUGUAUACUUUGUAACAGCUACUCAAGCACUUACAUGGAUAACCGAUCCAAAACCAAUAAAAUCUUUGAAUAAUUUUGAAGGAUGGUCAUGUAAAAAGAAAGAGAACCUUCCUGGACCACCAUGCAAUAAUGCAAAUAAAUGUGCCUUAGACUUCAAGCCCACAGAAUCUAAUUUUACUACAACAAGGUAUUUAGAAACAUGCAGGGAAUGUCCAAAUAAAUAUCCCUGGUUAGGAGAUUCAAAAGGAACUGGUCUAUACAAUGAUAAUUAUAACCCUGAAAAAAAAUAAAAAUCAU